Molecule: messenger RNA, 924 nt
Organism: Penaeus indicus
Lineage: Eukaryota; Metazoa; Arthropoda; Malacostraca; Decapoda; Penaeidae
Product: transcription factor Adf-1-like
Exons: 2
Coding region: 36-713 (225 amino acids)
Biological process (GO): regulation of transcription by RNA polymerase II
Cellular component (GO): transcription regulator complex; nucleus
Molecular function (GO): DNA binding
Source: RefSeq, a predicted model, not a curated record
CAGUUACCUUUUCUCGCUUGAGCCGCUCGGGAAAUAUGGAUAUUGACAACCUUAUUACGGAGGUUUCUAUGACUCCCUGCAUUUGGGACGCGUCGCAUAAACAACACAGUGACCGAACAGUUACAGCACAGCAGUGGAAAAGGAUUGCAGAAAAACUGGGAGUUUCUGAUGAAGCAGCGAAGAAGAAAUUUAAGAAUCUCCGUGACCAGUUCAGACUCGAGCUGAAAAAGGUACCUUUGGAGAAAUCGGGGGACCAGGAGUUACAGAUGGAGGAGUAUCUCACCAUCUGGCCGUGGUUUAGAAAGAUGUACUUCCUAAAAGACCAGAUUCUGAGGCGAGCGAACACCGGCAACUCAAGCGGCGCUUCGGCAAAGAGAAAAUACGAAAUGGAUUACACAGAGGGCGAAAUAGCUAACCAGCCGUCUCCUUUGCAAGUCUUCGAUGGUAUUCAGAAUUACCUUUCGAAGGGACAAAGCGAGGACUCGGACUGUUCGAAGAAAAUGAAGGAAUCUAGUCUGCAAGGCAAUUUUCUCGAGAUGUUGAGGAAACAAGCGGAGGAGGAACGAGACGGUGACAGGAUGUUCCUGUUGAGUCUCCUGCCCGCGAUGAAAGCCCUCGAACCACAGCGAGCUUGCUUAUUUCGCAUAAAAGUGCAACAGUUACUGUACGAGGCGCAAUUUUCUCAGGAUUUUGGCCAGACGUUUUCAGAAUAAACUAUCGGGGAUUCUUAAUACCUUAUCGAUUUAUAAAUUUAUAUCUGAGAGUUUGAAUUAAAUUAUGUACUUUUCUACUUGUUCUUCAGGAAAGAAUCUCUUUCGAGAUUAAAUAAUACUUUCCACAAAGCACACGGUCUCUUGUUACGUAUUUUUUUUUCUCUUCAAAAUACCGUACUCUGCAGAAAAUCAUAUAGGUACUGAAAUUGUU